AUGGAAGUCGUUGGUUCCCACGGCUCCGAAGAGUUGAAUCCUACCAGACAUCCGAUAUGGAGUCGCCAGAGAUAUCAACAGAACCGGAUCCGAGGUGCUGAUGCAAAUUUUCCACUCAGAUAUCUAGGGUCUUUGAUGUUUAACCUGGGAGCCUUCUUUCUACCAGCCCUCUACAGCACCCUCAGUAAACUGUGGGUUGCCAAUAUUGACUCGAGCCAGGUCGUAUUGACAGACGUUUACACCUACAUCGGCAUCGUCGCUGAAGUCCUCAACGAUGCCUUUCCACGUUCUGCUUGGCAUAUCAUUGGAGAUAAAAACACAAGGUCUCUCCAUUCGCGCUUGAAUCUGGCAUACACGUUGACGAUAGCCACCGCAACCCAAGCAUUCGUCUUGAUGAUUAUCUUCCUUGCAUACCCUCAAAGCCUGGCAUCGGCCUUUGUUCCCGAGGAAGUUCGAGGAAUCUCCCUCAUCUAUGUACGGCUGUCAUCGGUUCAAUUUUUGACCUCUGCAACGGAAGCUGCUCUGUCAUCCUCGACUAGAGCGCUUGAUAAUCCUGAUGUACCGCUGAUCUUCAGCUCUGCCAAGUUUGCAAUCAACAUUGUGCUAGACUUGCUGAUCAUAUCCAAGUUUCAUGUGACAAAGCGAGAACCAACCAUUGUCUCCCAAGCAAUAGUAAGACUUGUCUGCGAUAUUGCCUCCGUUGUAGCCGGUCUGCUCUACUUUUAUCUUAUGGUUGCACGGAACGUACAGAAAGAACCGGAUGGGAGAGAAAACCCAAGAAUAGGGUUCCCAGAAUUCAUAACUCUCCUCAAACCGAGCGUCUACACCUUCACAGAAUCAGCGAUCAGAAAUGCCAUCUACCUCUGGCUGGUGAACCGAAUUAUCCAGAUGGGAGACACAUAUGCCACUGCUUGGGGCGUUUUCAAUACGAUCCGUUGGGGCUUAGUUAUGGUUCCAGUGCAAGCACUCGAGUCAUCAACACUUGCGUUUGUGGGUCACGCAUGGGGAGCUUUCCGUGCAUCGUCAGAUACGAGUCACCCCAGAGCUUCUCGCAAAGAGAUAAUGACGAUACUCCAACCAGCAUUGCUGUCAUGCGUGAUCGCCCUCAUUUUUGAAGCGGUGGUUUGCAUCGCGCUGUCUAUUCGUGGCAUAGAUGGGUUUGCAUACUACUUGUCGAACUCGAGGGAUGUAGCUGCAAUUACACAAAAGAUGUGGAGGCUUGCAGCAGUCCUACUUGCAGCUUCACCUCGGUGGUAUCUGUACCAAGCCUUGGGGUCAAACUUUCUGUGGAUGUUGCCGUGGGCGAUAUUAAUGACCAAGGAGUCGUUCCCAAGGUCUCAAGCCUGGUCCUACUAUGCUAUUAUCUUCGGUGGAGCCCUGGUGUUUGACUUCUUCGACGUUAGCCUAACUCUCCUUCUCUGGCUAUAUAGACUAUUCAAAGGUCGAGUCAAAGUGUAG
Penicillium daleae is the source of this 1458-nucleotide messenger RNA. RefSeq lists its product as uncharacterized. Bases 1 to 1458 code for a protein of 485 amino acids. The transcript has 4 exons. The record is from RefSeq and is a predicted model, not a curated record. NCBI's taxonomy places the organism in Eukaryota, Fungi, Ascomycota, Eurotiomycetes, Eurotiales, Aspergillaceae.